GACCCUGCCGCGCGACCAAUAUCUUGUUUCAAACCAGUUCACUCGCAACGAACAGACAGAGCCAGGUGGUCGUUGGAGGAGGGCACGAGCUCCGAGAUGCGCAAUCUGAAGCGCUGUGAGGUGAUAACCAAAGACAAAUAGAAACAGACCUCUAGUGUCAACCGGAAAAAUCAGUGAGAUAUAGUCUAGGUCGGGCAAACGAUUUUUAUUAGGCAAUAAAUUGCUUACAUUUUGAAUACGACGAUAAAAAAAAUCUUUAAAAAAUCUAAAGCCUUGUUCGCGAAGGCUUUUGCUCAAUCAUCGGUGUGGAUGGAACAGAACAUUUUUUUUGUAGACUUGUUCUGCUGAAUUGCAGGAAAAGAGGAGAAAAUAAGCCCCCGGUGGAAGAAGGAAAGGGCCCUGACCAUCCCCUGCCCUCCUUUCCUCAAAAAGGCUUUUCCACAGGCUGGGACAACACUGCUCGGUAAACAGAACUCUACCAGUUCGCUGCAGAGGGAAGACACUGAUGCUCUUGAUUACUGGUGGUUGAUGUCACAUCUCAAAGCUUUCCUCCAGGUCCUCUUCAGGAUCCCUGCCUCUCCUCUCGGCCCAGAGUAACCAUUCAGAGAGCAGACAGCAUGGCGCUCACCUGUCUUCCAUGGCCCCUGUUGGCUUGGAUGUGUGUGGUACUGAAUCUGCCCCUGGUGCAGGCUGGGGAAUGCCCUCGACUAUGUGUGUGUGAGAUCCGGCCCUGGUUUACUCCUCAGUCCACCUACAGGGAGGCCACCACCGUGGACUGUAAUGAUCUGAGGCUAACUCGCAUCCCCACCAACCUGUCAGCGGACAUCCAGGUUCUGCUGCUCCAGAGCAACUCCAUUUCCCACACGACCGGUGAGCUGGAGGUCCUGUACAACCUGACGGAGCUGGACCUUUCCCAAAACAACUUCAGCAGUGUGGAGGCGGUGGGCCUGACCAACAUGAACCAACUGACAACCCUGCACUUGGAGGAGAACCAGAUCAGUCAGCUGCCAGACCACUGUCUGCAGGACCUGUCUAACCUGCAAGAGCUCUACAUCAACCACAACCAAAUCAGCUCCAUCACUCCUGGGGCCUUCUCUGGCCUGCGCAGCCUUCUGCGCCUCCACCUCAACUCAAACAAGCUCCGGGUCAUUGAUAGCCGCUGGUUCGAGGCCACCCCCAACCUGGAGAUCCUCAUGAUCGGAGAAAACCCAGUCAUUGGUCUCCUGGACAUGAAUUUCAAACCUCUAGGGACUCUGCGGAGUCUGGUGCUGGCUGGUAUGGAUCUCACCGACGUUCCCAGUAAUGCUCUAGUGGGUUUAGACAGCCUGGAGAGUUUAUCCUUCUAUGACAACAAGCUGGUCCGAAUCCCUCAGCUGGCUCUGCAGAAGGUUCCCAAUCUGAAAUUCCUAGAUCUAAACAAAAACCCUGUUCACAAGAUCCAGGAGGGAGACUUCAGGAACAUGCUGCGUCUGAAGGAGUUGGGCAUCAACAACAUGGUGGAGCUGGUAUCCUUUGACCGUUACGCACUAGACAACCUACCUGAACUUACCAAGCUGGAGGCUACCAACAACCCCAAACUUUCCUACAUCCACCGACUGGCCUUCAGGGACGUGCCCUCUCUAGAGAGCCUGAUGCUUAACAACAAUGCCCUCAAUUCAAUUUACCAGCGCACUGUGGAGGUUCUGCCCAAUCUAAGGGAGAUCAGCCUCCAUAGCAACCCUUUGCGUUGCGACUGCGUCAUACAGUGGAUGACCUCCAACCGAACCACGGUGCGUUUCAUGGAGCCCCUCGCCAUGCUUUGUGAUUCUCCACUCGAGUUUCGGGGCCAGCAUGUCAGAGAGGUGAAGCUCCAGGACUCUCCAGAACAGUGUCUGCCCCUUAUCUCCCAUGACACCUUCCCCAGCCACCUGAGCCUGGAGCUGGGCAUGAGUGUCAGCCUGGACUGCCGGGCUAUGGCGGAGCCUGAACCCGAUAUCUACUGGGUCUCCCCUCUGGGGACCAAGAUCACCAUGGACACCGUGUUAGAUCGCUACCACCUGAGCAGCGAGGGGACCCUGAGGCUGUCUCAUGUACAGGUGGAGGAUUCUGGCCGCUACACCUGCGUGGCCCAGAACUCAGAGGGAGCGGACACCCGCGUCACUACCAUCCGUGUCAACGGAACCCUACUGGACAGUGCCGAGGUCAUGAAAAUGUACGUCAAGCAGACCGAGUCCCACUCCAUCCUGGUCUCCUGGAAGGUCAACUCCAAUGUCAUGACUUCCAACCUAAAAUGGGCCUCGGCAACGAUGAAGAUCGACAACCCCCACAUCACGUACACUGCACGUGUCCCUGUGGACGUCCACGAAUACAACCUCACACACCUGCAACCCGCCACCGAGUAUGAGGUGUGUCUCACCGUCUCUAACGUCCACCUGCAGACCCACAAGUCAUGCGUCAACGUGACAACCCGCAGUGUCACCUUUGCUCUGAAUGUGUCUGACCAGCGUCCCAGCGCCGCUCUUCUGGCUGUCAUGGCAACCAUGCUGGCCUUCCUCAGCUUGGCUACGGUGGGCAUCUACAUUGCCCGCCGAUGGAAGAGGAAGAACUACCACCAUUCCUUGAAGAAGUACAUGCAGAAGACAUCCUCCAUUCCCCUCAAUGAGCUCUACCCACCUCUAAUCAACCUGUGGGAGGCAGACAGUGAGAAGGACAAGGAGGGCUGUGUGGAGGGCAAACCUUCUCCUGUGGACACCACUCGUAGCUACUACAUGUGGUGAGGAGACCUUACCAGGCCAGAACCUGGAGCUCCU
Messenger RNA from Hypomesus transpacificus, 2789 nucleotides. RefSeq names its product leucine-rich repeat neuronal protein 1-like. Bases 618 to 2756 code for a protein of 712 amino acids. The transcript is spliced from 2 exons. Gene Ontology annotation, molecular function: protein binding. NCBI's taxonomy places the organism in Eukaryota, Metazoa, Chordata, Actinopteri, Osmeriformes, Osmeridae. The record is from RefSeq and is a predicted model, not a curated record.